Parasteatoda tepidariorum (common house spider) is the source of this 1072-nucleotide messenger RNA. RefSeq lists its product as uncharacterized. NCBI's taxonomy places the organism in Eukaryota, Metazoa, Arthropoda, Arachnida, Araneae, Theridiidae. The record is from RefSeq and is a predicted model, not a curated record.
UUUUUUUACAUUACAUUCUUUGUUACUAUGGGAACUUCCUCAUGACACUAAGCUUUAAUUAUUUUGAGUUAGAUUCAUUUUAAACAACCCGAAAGACAAGCUUACUUUCCUAUUGUUACAUUACCAUGGCUAUGGAAGAUAGUGAUGUGAAACAACUCUCUAGUCACGAUCAUGAAGUGCUGGGAGUGGAUUUUUGCUCUGGGUACACAGAUAUUUUUGGAAAAUGGAACACGGGAUUUGAUUGCCCUCGUAUUGGUAAUGGGGAGACAGUCUACUGCUGUGGAACUGGGACCUACAAAUAUUGCUGCACAAGGAGAGACCAACACACAGGAUCAGGGAUUAGCCAAUCAAUAGUAUUGGGGUCAGCAUUAGGUUCUGUAAUGGUUAUUAUAUUGGUCUCUCUUGUGUCAUGUCUCAUAUGCAGAAGAUGUGUUCCAUACAGAAGACAACACCCUUCCCUGAAUGGUGGUCCCCUCUACGCCCUUCAUUGUAGCAGUACAGCAAGUGAAAUGGCAAAUGUGUAUUCAUUUCCUGGUCAACCUUCAAUCGUUACUACUCCAAUGGAUAAUACGCGCGUAUUAGUAGAUUUAGAUGCUCCAGAACACACAUAUACUGUACCCAUGAAUCCCCAAAGAGGUCUUGCCAGGCAUUUAGUUGCAGGAGGUGUUUCAGUUAGGUGUCAAACUCCAACAGAUCCUCCUCCAUCUUACACAGAAGCAAACGCAUUAUCUUCCGAUAUCAGUGCCAUAGAAGGAUCAUCUAUCGCCAAUAACAGCUUUGAUCUUCGUACUUCUCGAGUAGGGUCUGCGUCUCAAGACAGAAAUGCAAUCAAUCAGCGUCCAACAUCGGGAUGUGGAUCUUCAGGUAUGCAGAACGCCCUCUACUGGUCAACGAAGUUUUGACCCACUGUUGAGGAAACAAAACAUCUUUAAACAAAACAAAACAAUUAAAUCAUGUUUGAUAUUUUCAUAAUCUUGAAGGAAGUGUCUUAUCUUUUUUGCGAUAAGAGAUAGACGUUGUUUUACACAUAUGCCAAAUAAUACCUGAGAUAGCUAUUAUUUUGUUGUGAACA